This is a messenger RNA of Dicrocoelium dendriticum, 255 nucleotides long. Lineage: Eukaryota; Metazoa; Platyhelminthes; Trematoda; Plagiorchiida; Dicrocoeliidae. The record is from the annotation of a GenBank genome assembly.
AUGGGAAAUCAAAUUCAUCUUCGUAUCACCAACUUGAAACUGGAUUCCAAAUUUUCCUGGCUGCGUGUUUUGGAUGGCGACAACUGUGGGGCCCGGGAACUGAAACUGGUAGACACUACAGUGGAGUUUAGUCCAUUCAACUGUACCUCUACCUCGACCACAAUGACGGUUGUAUUUGCUUCCGCGUGGGGUUCAGAAAAUGCGGAAGUCGCGGCAUCCUUUAUAGACACUUAUACACUGAUGUAUCGUUCCUAA